Messenger RNA from Talaromyces proteolyticus, 2627 nucleotides. Its product is annotated as putative pseudouridine synthase TruD/Pus7. Lineage: Eukaryota; Fungi; Ascomycota; Eurotiomycetes; Eurotiales; Trichocomaceae. Gene Ontology annotation, biological process: pseudouridine synthesis. Gene Ontology annotation, molecular function: RNA binding; pseudouridine synthase activity. The record is from RefSeq and is a predicted model, not a curated record. The transcript is spliced from 2 exons. Gene Ontology annotation, cellular component: nucleus. The coding region runs from base 223 to 2394 and encodes 723 amino acids.
ACCACAUAUAUCUGGCAAUACCACUCCAUAAAUUCUCAACAAUCGAGACUUUCUCCAUUAAUCAAGUAUCAUGUAGAUAGAACGGUAUCAGCCAAUCAGGCGAGGAUAACCCCGAUUUGACCCGCAUCUGAGCUUGUCCCGCCGAGAAUUUCUUUUCAAUCUCCACGCUCCAACAUCCCGAAGUCAAUCUUCUCGUGCCAUCUUUCGCAUUGAUUUUUAAAAAUGGAAAGAGAGAGAGAGGAAGUCGUGGAGUCGCCACGGAAACGACUCAAAAUCGAUGACACACCUGCUCAAGGCAAUGACCUGGUCACCGCACUGCCCUCCGACCGCCCGAAUCACAGCAGGGAAGCGGAAGUUGGAAUUACAGAAUUUGUUAGCACAGAUAUCCCGGGCUUUGAGGGCAUUCUGAAGAAAAGGUAUACCGAUUUCUUAGUCAACGAAAUUCUCCCGUCUGGCGAAGUUCUCCACCUGCGGAGUACCAGUGUGCCUGCCAACAUCUCAUCGAGACCAGAGAAAAAUGCAGAGAAGGAUAAACUCAAAACCUCCACUGAUGUUGAGAAGAAAAAUGGGGACGGUGCUGCCCAAGAGAACGAUGCGCCGCCAAAGCCGUUCGAGAUCGGAGACGAUGACCUAGCCUUGCUCAAGUCGUUGUUCGGGGACGAAGCGGCCCUGAAAAUUAUUGAUUUCCACGCGAGCAUCCACGCAUCUCCCAAUACUCCGCCUAGGAAGUUUGGCCAAAUCGAAGCUGGCGUUGUUGAGAACAAGGAUGUGCGCACCAAAAUGCACAUUAAUCUACGCCGCAUCUUCAAUUCGCUCUUGGAGUCGAAGACGGAUGCAGAUAACAACAUGAUAAUUUCCGCGGCACCGAACAGACACAACAAAUCGCCGAAAAUUUUUCGAGGCGAAAGCGGACACCGGGUUGAUCGAUCCAAGUGGGACGAGCUCGGAGGCACAUAUAUGCAUUUCACUAUCUACAAAGAGAACAAGGAUACAAUGGAAGUGGUGUCCUUUCUGGCACGGCAACUCAAGAUGAAUGCAAAAUCUUUUCAAUUUGCGGGAACAAAGGAUCGUCGGGGCGUUACGGUACAAAGAGCAUGUGUUUUCAAAGUCUUUGCAGAGCGUUUGAUGGGUCUCAACAAGAGUCUGCGCAAUGCUACUUUGGGUGAUUUUGAAUACCGCAAGUAUGGAAUGGAGCUUGGACAGCUGGAGGGAAACGAAUUUAUUAUCACCCUUCGUGACUGCCAGUUUCCGCGCACUGGCGAGGUUCCAUUGGCAGUGGAGCAGGCCAAAGAGUUAGUCGGUAGCGCAAUGCGGAAUUUGCGCGACCGUGGUUAUUUAAAUUACUAUGGACUACAACGAUUUGGCACCUAUGCGAGAGGAACGCAUGAGAUUGGCAUCAAAAUGUUACAAGGAGAUUUCCGCGGCGCUGUGGAUAUGGUUCUGGACUAUAAUCCUCAAUUACUCGACGUAGCUCAGGGCCAAGACACCGAGGGCAUAGGCCCACUGAUCAGCUCCGAUGAUAAGGCGCGAGCCGAAGCGAUUCACAUCUUCAAGACAACGAGGAGUGUGGGCGAUGCACUUAGAAAAUUGCCAAGGAAGUUUUCGGCUGAAACCAGUAUCAUUCGUCACCUUGGGCGCGAGCCAAAUAACUAUCUGGGAGCGCUGCAAGACAUUCCUAGAAACUUACGACUUAUGUAUGUACAUGCAUACCAAUCCUUAGUUUGGAACUUUGCAGCCGGCGAACGUUGGCGUCUCUACGGCGGCAAGGUUGUAGAAGGGGACUUGGUGAUUGUCGACACACAGCAGAAAGCGGCUACCAACGAAGCCGUGGACGCCGAUGGCGAAAUUGUCGUUGCUCCGCACGCCGACGAUACCGCCAACGCAGUAGACACUAUGUUUACUCGCGCGCGCCCGCUCUCGGCUGAAGAAGCCGCGAGUGGCGAGUUCACCAUCUUUGACAUUGUGCUCCCUCUUCCAGGCUACGACGUCUUGUACCCUGCCAACCAGAUGACGGAUUUCUAUAAACGCUUUAUGGCUAGUGAGCAAGGCGGUGGCUUAGAUCCCUUCGACAUGCGUCGGAAAUGGAGAGAUAUAAGUCUGAGUGGCAGCUACCGGAAGCUCCUCAGCAGACCGGGAGCCGAAUUCUCCUACGAUAUCCAGACAUACUCCGUGGAUGACCAGCAAUUUGUGCAGACUGAUAUGGAGGCUCUCAAAGGUGGGCAGCCUGAACCUCUCAGCAAUGAAGGUCAGCCUGAACAGACAGCAGACAAAAUUGCUGUUGUAUUGAAGUUCCAGCUAGGAUCAAGCCAGUACGCGACGAUGGCUCUGAGGGAGUUGAUGAAAAUGGGAGGCGUUCGGGAGUAUAAGCCUGAUUACGGAGGGAGGAAACUGUAAGAGAAGGCUUUCUGUAUAUUGCUGCUAUAGAUAUUGUGGGAUAUAACUGUGCCACCAGACCCAAAAUCAACUGAGUGGAAAUGUAGAGACAUGCUUAGGGCUAACUUAUUGGAAUACAUGACGGCUAAAACGGGAAAACGCAGGUCACGUGAUCACCAGCCUCCGGGUUUUUGGGCAAACACAACAAACAGCAUAAACAAUGGUAACCAUGCAGCGCGGGCAGCUCCAGCCAC